Molecule: messenger RNA, 8471 nt
Organism: Monomorium pharaonis (pharaoh ant)
Lineage: Eukaryota; Metazoa; Arthropoda; Insecta; Hymenoptera; Formicidae
Gene: mAChR-B
Product: muscarinic acetylcholine receptor gar-2
Exons: 5
Coding region: 1004-3775 (923 amino acids)
Biological process (GO): adenylate cyclase-inhibiting G protein-coupled acetylcholine receptor signaling pathway; chemical synaptic transmission; G protein-coupled receptor signaling pathway, coupled to cyclic nucleotide second messenger
Cellular component (GO): membrane; synapse; dendrite
Molecular function (GO): G protein-coupled serotonin receptor activity; G protein-coupled acetylcholine receptor activity
Source: RefSeq, a predicted model, not a curated record
GGCGUCGCGACGCUCGCCGGCGCUCACUUGAAUCCUCGCCGCGUGUUCGUCGGGCGAUUCGCCUUGAAAGACCGUGUCCGAGAGACGAGAGACAGUGGGGAAGGAAGUUUCGGCCGGCUCGCGGCACGAACGCACAUCGAUCGCGGAUCGAUGCUACGCGCAAAAUCCAUGUCGUCACGACGAUCGAUCGAGACGCACGUGACCUACCUGUUCCUCCUCGAGCUAGAUCACGAUUGUCCGCACGUAUCCCGUGCGAAUACGUAAUGCUGCGCGAGAGUGCCGAGGGGAGCGAGUGAACACACGGACAGGACGUGGGUCGAAGGCGCGACGGCCGGAGGGACGUCGGGCGCGGAAAUGCCUCGGUGGAUUGUGGCCAUCGAGUGUCCGGUGAUUUAACGGCAGGGUUUCACCCCUUCGCGAGCUUCCGUCGGACACCCACCCCGGAUUGCGAGCCGGCCGAGCUGGCCCCGUGUACGCCUAUCGCCAAGGACGAUCGCGCGCUAUUGUUGAACGCGGAUUACGGUCUAGGACGAUCAAAUCGAUUGGAGUGGACGCGGUGAUCUCCAGCGACGAUCGUGGACGAUCGCGGACAUACACGCAAGAGCGCGCUCGAAAGGGACGCUCGAGGGUAGUGCUCGGGACUGCUUUUACCGGGAUUCCUGCUGAACUUCGAGUGACUCUGCCGACUGACUCUAACCGAAUCAUCGAUGUGCCAGCGCCGCGAAGCGACCCACGACCGUCGGUCGUCACGCCGUGAGGUGACAGUCGUCGCGUGCCGUUCGGAAAACCUGGCGCCGCCGACGCGUGCACGGAUAAUGGAAGUAAGAACUCGCGUUCGUGCGUCCGCGUGGAGCACUAAGGGUUGAAGUUUCGGAGUUCCGGUGGCCUACUUCGGCACUGUCCUCCGGACGGAGGGCGCGCGAGGAUGUCCGAAAGAUGACUGUAUACUGAGGAGGAGAGGGCGCAGUAGCUUUGAAGGUUGCUGCCGCCUCGGUUUGAUGGAAUGGAGAUGAACGGCACCGAAAGUAGCCUGAACGGCACCGAAGUUAAUCGUACUUCCGCGCCGAUUUUUACCAUCGGCACAGACUUCAUUACGCAAUGGAAGUUGAAGAGACAACGGGAGCGCCUAUGUCGAUUCGUAUAUAACAAAAUUUUGACAUCAGAAUGUACCCAGCUAAAUGGAACAUGGCCUGACCCGGAUGACCCGCGCUGGAACAGCGGUGAAUACGCGGAACUUCUACCCGACUGGUUCCCGACAAAUGCGACGAAUACCUCAACUUUUGGAAACGCAUCAACCUCGCCAACGUCGGAUGAAUCUCUCGUGCCCGUUUUGCCACCAUUUACGCUCUGGCAGACCGUACUGAUUGCUAUCUGCCUGGCGAUAUGCAUACUGCUAACUAUCGGCGGUAACAUCCUCGUUCUUCUGGCAUUCAUCGUAGAUAGAGCCAUCAGGCAACCGAGCAACUAUUUCAUCGCAUCAUUAGCUGCCACUGAUAUGCUUAUUGGCACCGUGUCGAUGCCGUUCUACACAGUCUACGUGUUAAUGGGGUAUUGGAAUCUGGGACCUCUCCUCUGCGAUCUAUGGCUGUCAGUAGACUAUACGGUAUGCCUUGUGUCCCAGUACACCGUUCUCCUGAUCACGAUCGAUCGUUUCUGCUCGGUGAAGAUAGCCGCGCAGUAUCGCGGCUGGCGGACGAAGCAACGCGUAAUCUGGAUGGUGACCAUCACCUGGAUCAUACCGGCGCUACUGUUUUUCAUCAGCAUCUUCGGCUGGGAGCAUUUCAUCGGUUACAGAGACCUACAACCAGGCCAGUGCGCGGUACAGUUCCUCAAGGAUCCGGUAUUCAAUACCGCGCUCAUAAUAGGAUAUUAUUGGACGACGCUGAUCGUUCUGUUCAUCCUUUACGGCGGCAUAUACAAAACCGCCUAUGACAUGCAAAAGAAAAGCGAGGCUAAGCAGCGCAAGAUGCAAUCGAUGGUCGCGCUGAGCGCCGGCGCGAUGUCCGGUAUGGCCGGCCGUGCCGCCGGUAUAGGUAUUUCUAAGACACAGAGCACCUUGCUGAGCCAGGAUAAACCGAAGAUCGGAGUGACUAUGAUGGAUGACAGUGUUACCAGCGGGGAUGCAGUGACCACGCAGAAAACGGCCACGAAGACCGGUGAUGGCACGACGGCGUCGGAUUCCGUAAACAAGAAUAUCACCGCGAAUAUCACAGUCGCGGAAACUGAGAAGUCUGAACGUUCUAGCAGUCCUAUCUUCGACUCCGACGAAGAGAGCACCACUGGUCCGGUGCAACAGGCCAAUGCUGUCAGAAAGCGAUCCUCGCUGGCAGGUCUGGUAGCGCAAUCCGGCGCUCUUCAGGUAUUCGCCACCAACGGGCGCUUGAACGGCAUCGUGCCGCUCAAGGUCGAGCUGAGUGUGCCAACGAGGAAACUAUUGCCGACGAGUCCUACGCGCGACACGGCGACGCAAAAAGCUCAAACACUGCCGAAGAUACAGGAGCUCAGUCUUCUGGACACCGACAAUCCCGUCGAGCCUGACAAGUCCAGCAGCCGGACGUUGACGCCAGAGCAAUCCUUGAAAUCGAACGACGCCGACGGCAAUCAGCAAUCGAUUGCCUCGGUCGAGGUGACGUCGCCCGCUCAACUUAAGCGAGCGUCGAUCAAUAGCAGUCAACAGAACAUCAUACCGCCGCCCAUGCAGUUCCAGAGCAGCCCGCCGAUAUCGGACAGCCCGACGACGUCCUCGUCGACCGACAGGCCCAGAUCGUUGGUCGUGCGCGCUCACGGUCACGGCACUUACGACAUCCUCACCGGUCUGGAUGGCGGCGAUUUGCGGUACAUGGACGAAAGCUCCAUCAUCGUCCCCAGUCCUUCUUACGAGAGUCCACCGUCUUCCUUCUCCUGCAGUCUGGCAAAUCCACUGUCGACGGCACCCCCGUCCCCCAUUUUAGGUAGCACCGUGACGGCGGGCACAAACACCCGUCUGCUACAAGCCGCUCUUAUCAGGGCGACGGCGCAGCAGGCUGGUACCAGUCAGCUCGCACAAAUCGCACAGAGCAAGCAACAUCAGCAUCAUCCUGCGAUGUCCAACGCAUCGAGUCAAACGCACCCGCCGCGCGUAUUUAUCACACAUCAGACGAACGUCGCGUCGCAGACAUCGCCCACCGUCAGCAAGGUACACACGGAGGUCUCCGUCAAUGCCGACGGAACGAAGCGUAAGCCGGUGACGACGGUGGUCACAACCACUGCUGCUAUGCCAAUAGAAUCGUCUACCAGCACGACGGAUCAGCCAACCAAGGCGAGCAGCAAUCUGCCGCAGAACUCGUCGUCCAGCAGCAUAAUACCGCUUGCCACCAAUAGCCAGGAAGCGAGGAAUCAGUCGAAAAAGAAGAAGGAAACGUCGGAUGGAGAGCAGAGCGGCUCCAGGCGCGACUUCGUCAAGUCUAUCGGGAAACGAUUGAAGGCCAAAACGCAGAAGAAAGACCUCACGGUAGGUCGGCAAAAAUCACGAACGGAAAAUAGGGCGCGUAAGGCCUUUCGCACGAUAUCUUUCAUCCUUGGGGCGUUCGUCGCUUGCUGGACACCUUAUCACGUGUUAGCACUGGUCGAGGGAUUCUGCGCGAAUCCACCGUGCACGAACGAGCAUCUCUUCAUGUUCUCAUACUUUCUGUGCUACGCUAACAGCCCUAUGAAUCCUUUCUGCUAUGCUCUGGCGAAUCAGCAGUUUAAGAAGACCUUCACGAGGAUACUGAGGGGUGAUUUUCAUAUGACAUAAAGUACCACGGAUCAUUCAACGGAAUAUCAUUUUGAUAACGUAGCUAACGUAAGCGACACAAACUGUUUCCUUUCUUUCGUUUCUUUUUCUUUUUACGAAGAAGAUGGCCUUCCAUAUUUAAUAUACCGAAUUACACUCACUUAUCGUAACUGUGGUGAACUCGGACAAUAAUAAAAUGAGAAUAAUAUUUUAAGACUCGCCGGCGAAGUCAGGUGUUACGCGCCUUUUGUACAUAAUACGCACUCGAGCCAAUCGAAAGUCAUUAUACUCAUAUUGUACAUACGCUGUACACACAUGUGUGAAUAUUUGUUAAUGUUAUGUGACCAGGACGCGCGCGUAUAACAGGUGUAUGUACACGUAGUAUUAGGCAAUUAAAUGUGUACUGUAAUAAUAAACACUUUGCUGAACCGGAGAUGCAUUCCUAAUAACUUGCGGUUCAUGGUCCAUAUCGUAGCGAGAGCUUGUGGGAUUUAACGCUGCGUGGGGAACGCGCGCGUUAUGGUUAAAGUAGUAAUUACGUAAUUUAGUAGUAAGUACUUAAUGUAAGCCGAACGAAGGUACAUCGUUCAUCACGAAAGACGAAAAGUGAAAAUAUUAAUUUAUAUAAGACAUUGAUAUCCGGCUGUAUAUUAUAAAACGUCGAUCGCGUUUCAAAUAAAGGACCAUCUCCUCUUAAUGUAAGCAGUAAUCGUGGAGCGUUUUCGUGUUGCAUUAUUAAUUCCUGGCGUAUUAAAAAUAUUUUAUAGGUUAUUUGACGUAUUAUUUCUUUUUUUUUUAUUUUUACAAACAACGAAUCAGCUUGAGGUAGCUCGCCUUCAUAGAAGUACCGGAAAAUUGACGAUCUUCUUACGGCUCUCUCGAUUGUGAAUCGGAAUAUACACUGCCUUGAGAUGGCCUAAUGUGCAGGCCUUUUCUCUUCGAAACAACGUUGUCUUUGUGACAACUGGUACUCUUCUUACAAACGAGCUUCCAUCAAUGUCUGAUUAACGUUAUAUUUGCAUUUAUAAUGACACGCAAAGAAUAUUUUAUUUUAAUACGUAUUUGAAAUUAAUUAUUUAGCUAAUAAUUUAAUUAUCUAUUUUUGUUCAAAUAAUUGUUUCUUACUUUGCUAAAAGCCUGGAUAUUUUUAUUAUUAGUAUUAACGUUUCAAAAUAUUUUAGAUACAUAUAUAUACAUUUAUAAUUUAUAUACUUUAAUAAAAGAGAUGUGCGUAUGUAAUAAUUAUUGUGACACAGAUGCGAAUAGGUAUUUGAAGUAACUAGCAGACUGUGAUUAUAAUUCAUGACAUCACGAAGCUUCGUUUCAGUAUUACUUGCCUUUAAAAAUAUUUUUUCUUGUAAUAUAAGACGCCUAAUUUUGUAAAUCCAUUUUUUAUCAAAUACAUGUGUAUCUCGCGAUUACUGCAAAAAGAAAAAUUCAAAUGGAUACAAGUAAUUGUUUACUUGUAAUAAGUAAUUCAUAUCGACAUAUCCCGUUAUAUUUUAAUAACAUUUAUAAAAGCAUCAUCUCUGUUAUCAUUGUUCACGGAUAAAUCAAAUACACAUUCACAUACACAGGCAAUUGCAGGAAAUCAAAAUUAUAAUUCCUAUUAAUUAGGAGAACUAAUUUACCCAAAACGUGUAUAAUUAUACCAAUUGAAGAUAGCUUCAAUGCUUGUGGUAUACAAGAGAUAAAUAGUUAAAUUAAUUAGUAAUUAAAGAAGUGAAAGAUUUACAUUUUUAUAUUUAUAUUAUAAAAGAAUUACAUAUAUUCCGAAAGAAAUUAUAUCAUUUCAAAUUAUUAUUUAUGUCAUCAUUUUACACACACACACAAACACACACACACAAUCAAUACAUAAUCAAUGAUAUUUAUAUACAAUAAAUUAAUCAAACCAUCAAUCAAACAUUAAAAUUGUUAAAUAUAAGAACUUACUUUCUUCAUCGAAUUACUUUUUAGUUGUAAUCAGUGCAUAUUUAAAAAAAGACAAUAUAUAUUCAAUUCAAUAUCAUCAAUAUAUCUUAGAAGCUUAAGAACAACUCUUAAUUAGAUGUUACUUAAAUAAAAUUCUGGAACUUUGCCAGUCUAAAUAAUUAACUUUUAGAAUUACGGACUUGUUAUAUGCUACGAAAUUAUAGACGGACAGAAAAGGUGCUUAAUUAAAUGAAUUCAUGUCAGAACCAUGACCCUCAAGUAAGACACAUGUUUUUUCUACCUGUUAUUUUUUUCUACAUUUUUAAAAUUUUUAUUUCUAUAUUUAUGUAGCAUAAAAUUAGAACGUCCAAUAAACAAAUAAAUCGUUUUUAGUUGCCGAUUAAUUAGAAGUAGCAAUUUUUUUAUUGUAUCAUAGAUUUUAUUACAUAAUUUUCUACCUUUAUAUACUUUGAUACAUAUACGAUUGCUUCGCUGGUAUAAAUUUCAUCUGAUAAUUCCGCUGUAACAUUUUAUCGCUAGAAAUGCGUCAUGUUCUUCCACAGAAAGUACAGAAUGUCCCAAGAAAUAAAAUAAAAAUUUAUUGAAAUCGCCAGAGGGGCAUUUUGGCACUUUGGAUAUCUUCCGAAAUUCACUGCCAAUAGCGAGAAUUAUCCUGUUUCUUCAUUAUUAUGCUAAAUAUAUCCAUCAGUUAUAUACGUUUUAGAUGUUAAGAUCAUCUUGACAUCAAAUAUGACAGACCUAAUUGUCCCGUUUAUCCGCGGGAACAUUAAUAGAGAGUUUCAAUUCGAUUUGAGCUUCUCUGCUCCUGCAUAAAUUAUUUAUUCGUAAAUGCAUAAGUUACGAUUAAUUUAUAUCUUUAAUCGUAAGUUUACGACGCUUGAAUAAAUUAGUGAUGUUUUGGAUUAUUGCUUUUCUAGCCUUAAAGAAUUUCGAGAUAUGCUCUUCUCUUGCGUUGCAUAUGCAAGGAUAGAACGAUACGCGAAAACAAUUUCAUGUUAAAAAGAAUGCGAGGAAAGAUUGUUGACAUAAUAAUCAAUAACGAAAAAGGAAAACGUUCCGCUUCUGUGUCUUGGCUAUUUAGAACGUAAUAUGUUGAGGUAUAUAAUGUUGGCGUCGUUAUGAGUAGUAAUAGGAUGUAGCGUAAAAUGAUUACACUGUGCUUCGUCAACAAAAAAUUCAACUUACAUCAGAAUAUUUCUGUGAACGCUGAAUUCUUCGAUACGAUCGAUGCGACAUAACGAUCGGUGUAAACAACAUUCCGCUUAACAAGACUUAAAUUCAAAGAUCAGCUUAACUGAUCGAAAAGGAAACGAUACGUCGCAGAUUUAAACUCGUAAUAAAUUUCUCUCUGUAUGAUAUGUAUUCUAUAUUUAAAUAUUUGAUAAGUAUGCGGGCACAAGUAGUAACGGUGCGCUUAUUGUACAGAGAUAACAGACUUUAUAGAAAAAAAAAAACUUAUUAAGCGCCAUGUAGCGUGUAUACAAAUAUGCAUAUAUAUGUAGCGUGAUGAUGGGUAGGCAGUAAAGCCUAUCCAUCUAAGCAGCUGCUUAGCGCUAAAAAGGGGAAGAAAACUGGUAGACGGUGCAAUAUCUAGCAAAUAAAUAUAAUUAACCCUAGGCAAUAGCAUGAUUAAAAGAAGCGCAGGUAAUAAAAAUAGCCGCGUAUGGAGCCUAUAAGAGACCGCAUAUAAAACGUAUUGUCUAGAUCAGCGAUCGUGGAGAAAGUAUAUAUUUGCGCAUUAUAUUUCCCUCCCAACAGUCAUGCUUUUAUUAUAGAUUACUCGUUGUAGGUCCGUGAAACAGAUGAUCAUCCAAAUUAUGCGCGACAGGUUGGAAAAUGUGUAUAUGAUUAAUGUAUAUUUUAUGCUCGAUCAAUUUCAAUUUAAUUCUAUCGUGGAAAAUUUAAAUAGCAAAUUCUUCGUCUGUAAACAAUACGCAUAAGGGGAAUAGGUUCUGUCAUAUGAUUUGCUGUUAUUUACUUGUACGGAUUCUAUGAAAAUGUGCCUCGAAUUCUUUGCACGUUUUGUGAAAAUAAUUGCUGUUGAAAUUAAAAUUGGAUGUACGCAGGCAUGUGAAUAUUAAACAAAAAAAAAUAAUACAAUUAAAGAGAAUUACUUUUUAAAAAUACAUAUUUCCAAUAUCUUAUAAUUCGUGCUUUUAUAACGUGCAUGCCAGGUAAAAAAUUAAUUAUGUAAUAUUAUUUUAAAUAUUUUACAAACACAGAAACAACGUGAGAUUAAAUUGAAAAUGUAAUUGCUAUUAAAUCAUAGACAAUAUAUCCUAUUCUGAUCAUCUUGAUUUUAAAAAUCCUCAAUAGUAUUCCUUUUAUUCUCCUUUGUACAUUUUUCUUUUUACUUACUUUGUUAUCUUCUACCAUUUAUCUUACUUCUUAUAGGUAUAUAGAUUAUGAACAGUAUAAUGUACGUUAUGUGAUAAUUAUACAAAUGCAUUAUGAUCUACUACUCUUAGAAUAAUGCAGUUGGUUCUGAUUAUGAGUAUAUGAUCGAUAUUUAGAAAAUAUAUUUGCCAUGCGUAACGUCAAAUGUCUACCGCAAAUUGGCAAUUUAAAUUAAUGUAUAUGUGAAUAAACUAAGGUUCGAAUGCAAUUGUGACAUAGAUGUUAUUAAGAGUAGCAAUCAAUUUUUAUUUAUAUUACAUCUCCAUGCAAGCUAUGCACGAAAGUGCAUAUGUAUACAUAAUGCGCGUCCUGAAGUAUAAAUAAUAUUUAAUUGCUGAAUUGUAAAAAUAAAUAUAAUAAAGUAAAACAAUGCAAUGUGAUAGGAAAA